CCGCUCUUUCUCGAGAGAGCUCUUCCGCGCGCGGCCAAGGCAUUGAUCUCUCUCUCCUCUUCUUUCCUUCCUUUUUUAACCCCUGUUGCUUUUUGAGGACUGUCAGUGUAGACGAUAAUGCGGUUGCGCUUCUCGAAUUCUUUUUUAUUCUUUAUAUUUUUGGUUUAUGGCUGAGGGACGGAUGGUUCUCGUUCUCGUGUUGCUUCGUAGAUGAGUUACACCGUGCCGGUCGCGAAGCGGACUCGGGCGCAGACCCGUUCGGGCGGCCGUCGCGAUCGUCCUCGUCGUCGGAGGGAGGGAGCAGUCGUCGCGGGAGGUGUCGACGGGGACGUGGAAUUCUUGGGGGUAGCGUCUCCGGCGUCGCAGAAGGGGCGGAAUUCGAGCAAGGGUUUGGCGGAAGCGGAGGACGUGAUAUCGAUUGACUCGGGCGAUUCUGGUGAUUUGGGCGGCGGUGGCGAUGGGGCGCUGCGCGUGGUCGCGGGGACCGGGGUUUGUGAUUCUGCGGCGUCGAGUUCUUGCGGCGUGAAAUUAGGGAGGCCGCGUGCCGGUUCUGCCUGCGGCGAUCGUGAUGAAGAGGCUGUUUCUAGUGAUGAGCCGGUCGAGGAUCGCGCUGUGUUGGGUUCGGAUUCGACAAUGUGCGGGAAUCAAGAGGGUCCUCUUGAGAAUAGUGGGGCUGCUGUGGUGGGGGGAGAUGGAAGCAUUGGUGAAAGUGGUGGCUCCAAAUGUGAUGGUGGAAAGAACGAAAAUUUGACGUCCUCUCCUGGUGGAGGAAUGGUAGAUACCGGUGCCUCAAAGGUCGAUGAGGAACAGAACCAUAUUGAAAUUAUUGAGGUGUCGGAUGAGAUGGAGACGUCUUCUAGUGAGGAUGAGAUGUCGUCGAGUGAGGAUGACAUCACAGAUUAUGAGGAUGAGGAUUACGUGGGCAAGGAAUCAAUGAGUUCUGUUAGCAUGGAUAACUCGAGUUCUUCUAGUGAGGAGGAAGUAGGAGAUAGUAAAGAUUCGAGCCAAUGUGAGUUUACAGAAGAAGAAAGUGCUUUCAAUGGACCUCAAGAAGGGAAACCCACGCCCGAUUUGAAAAACAGGAAAGCAAGCCCACAUAACAUUAUAGAAGAAGAAAGUGCUUCUGACCGACCUCAAGAAGGGACACCCGUGCCGGAUUUGAAGAAGAGGAAAGCAUUUGGUUUGAAAAUCCCGAGUGGUUCUCUUAGUGAUGAAGAUGGCAACAAAGAGAGUGCUGUUAAUUUUGGUGAAGAGCGCAAUUGUGUGGCACAACGAACUCGAUCACAUUUUGGGAGGCAAUGGAGGGAUACAAUGAAGGUUGGCACGUUCAGCCAUCCACUUGAUGUUGACGAUGAUGAUGAUGAUGAUGAGGAUCUUGGCUUAUCUCAAAAGUGCCAUGUCAGAGAUGAAAUUCUCGUUAAUCAGGACAGUCACUGUGUAAGAGACAAAACUGAAUUUGCUGCCGUGUCAAACUAUAUAAAAGCUAGAUCGAAGUCAUGUAUAGAUCAAUCUAAGGACGAUAAAGAUGACGACAUCUCUCAUAGUGAAAAGCACAACCCAGAAAAUUUUUCAUCCAAAUCCAUUAAGAGACAAGCUGUUUCAAACAUGGAUGAUGGUGCAGAAUGUCCGCUGAAGGAAUGUGGGAAUGGUGAAGAUUUUCCAUUCCUAUCCAAGAGAAAGCGCGUUCGUUCUCCCCAAGAUUACGAUGUCAUCAAAAUUCUGGUGGAUUCUAUAUGGGAUAAGGGGGAGAUUACCCCCAAAGAAGCAGAUGCUUUUAGAGACACAACUUGUGAAGGAGAAACAAAUAGGCAAAGCAAUGAAUGGAUUCUUCCAUUGAAAUUUACAUUUGGAGAAGAGGAACCAAAGCAGGUGGAGAAAUCAGAUUACGAGAAAGAACUGGACAAGCUGUGGGAUGAACUUGACUUUUGUCUCCGGGCUAGUGAGAUUGACUCUUAUAAUGCCGAUCUGGUUGAAAGCAAAGAUGUUGACCCUCAGCCUGACUUUGAUAGAGUGACCCUUUGUAGUCAGGGGAAUCAUGAGUUUAUUCUCGAUGAAGAAACCGGAGUCAGAUGCAAACAUUGCUUGUUUCUGCAGCUGGAGAUCAAAUAUGUUGUACCACCAUUUAGUAAUGAUCCCUUGGAAAGGUCAGGGCAAAGAGUCUUUGGUAGAUAUGAUUACGAGGACUAUUUGCUUGAAAAGAUUCGCUCUCAAGACUCCAGUUGCAAUCUCCAAGCUGGCCUUCCCUCGGCCAAUGUGCAUGGCACGGUUUGGGACUUAAUUCCUGAUGUAAGGAGUGACUUGUAUCCACAUCAACGUGAAGGGUUCGAGUUCAUUUGGAGAAAUAUAGCAGGAGGCAUUCAGCUUGAUGAGCUGAGAAGGCAAAAAACAGUUGGCUGUGAUGGCGGAUGUAUCAUAUCACAUGCUCCUGGAACUGGAAAAUCUCGGCUGACUAUUGUUUUUCUUCGAACGUAUAUGGAACUGUUUCCAAGUUGCCGGCCCGUGAUCAUUGCUCCUCGGAGCAUGCUCCUCACAUGGGAAGAAGAGUUUCAAAAGUGGAAGGAGGAUAUACCAUUUCAUAAUCUCAACAAUCCGGAGCUUUCUGGGAAGGAAAGUAAGGCAGCUUUGAGUGUUCUUAAACAUGGAGACCAGAGCACCAAACAUGUUCGUAUGGUGAAGCUAUAUUCAUGGACAAAAGAAAGCAGCAUCCUGGGAAUAAGUUACACACUCUUCAAGUCCCUUACGGGGCAAAAUAGGAAAGUUGGUUCACCUCGACAUACAACUGAAGAUGAGCAGAGGAAAAUACUUCUAGAGUUUCCUGGUCUUUUAGUCCUUGAUGAAGGACAUACUCCUCGCAAUGAUCAGAGCCUGAUCUGGAAGGCUUUGUGUAAAGUGGAAACACAAAGACGCAUCAUUCUGUCCGGAACUCCUUUCCAGAAUAAUUUUGACGAGCUCUUUAAUACUCUCUGCUUGGUGAGGCCAAAAUUUGCUGAAAGAAUUUCACUGGAGUGCUAUGGUAAUUUUUCUGUAAAGCAUGGACGCAAAAGAAGCAAGGUGAGAGAGGAAUGGGAUGUGAUGGCCCGAUCUAUACUAAAAAAGGACAAGGAUGCACUAGAGAAGCUCAAAGCUAUGAUUAAUCCAUUCGUGCAUGUACACAAAGGUAUCAUACUUCAAGAAAGACUUCCUGGGUUGCAGGACUCUGUGAUUGUUCUUCGGCCAGGAAAAUUACAGAAGAGCCUCCUUGAGAAUGUGCAAAGCAUGAAGAAUCCGUUUCUUUUGAGUCACCUUGUCUCCUUGAUAUCCGUUCAUCCAUCUCUCUUCUCUCAGUGCUCUGUAUCUGAGAGUGAAGGGUUAACAGUUGACAUAAGUGAGUUAGAAAGCCUUAGAAAGAAACCAGAAGCCGGGGUCAAAACCAGAUUUCUUAUGGAACUCAUCCGUCUUUGUGAGGCUACGCAUGAAAAGGUCCUGGUUUUUAGCCAAUUCAUUGUUCCCUUGAGCUUUAUAAGGGACCUGCUCAAGUCCAAUUUUCAUUGGACAGAUGGCAAGGAACUGUUGUACAUGGAUGGACAGGCUGACAUCAAGCAGCGCCAAUCCUCCAUUAAUGCCUUCAAUGACCCAACGAGUGAAGUGAGGGUGUUGCUUGCCUCUAUAAAAGCAUGUUCCGAAGGGAUUAGUCUGGUGGGUGCUUCAAGGGUCGUGUUAGUAGAUGUUGUAUGGAAUCCGUCAGUUGAGAGGCAGGCCAUAAGCCGUGCCUACAGACUUGGACAGAAGAAUGUAGUCUAUAUUUAUCAUCUGAUCACUUCUGGGACAAUGGAGGCUGAGAAAUACUGUCGACAGGUGGAGAAGGACAGGUUGUCCAAGUUAGUGUUCGCUUCAUCGGAUGGGACUGGCAAUCCUGGACAAAAAGUCACCUCAACGGGAUCGGAUGAUAAAGUCCUGGAAGAGCUGAUACAUCAUUCUACCCUCAGCGAUAUGUUUGAAAAGAUAAUUAACCAGCCCAAGGAGUCUAACUUGAUCGAGGCUUUUUUUAAUUUGGUGGACACUUAGCAGGCAUUUGUUUAGGAUGUCUUUGUACAGAUUCUGCGAGUUCAGGGGAAGGAAAAAAGCUACAGACUAUGCUCUCUUACUUAUAGCUUAUAGUUCUCUUCUGUUUUGGGUAGGGGUUCUAAAGACAUUUUGGUGGACCAUUCACGGACAUCUGUUUAGGAUGUCUCUUUGCACAUAUUCUGCCACUUUAGGGGAAGGGAAAAAGCUACAAGGUUAUGGUCUUCUACUUAUAGUUCUCUUCUGUUUUGGGUCGGGGUUCCAUUGACACUAUGGUUGUGAGGUCCCUGACCAUUCUUUUGUAGAUAUACAGAUGUCUAGAUGACACCACCAAUGCGGCAUGGCUUGGCAUGUGCUCCUUUUGAGAAAUGAAAUUUCUACUGUCCAUCUCAUUAAAUGUC
Eucalyptus grandis is the source of this 4442-nucleotide messenger RNA. Its product is annotated as SNF2 domain-containing protein CLASSY 4. The coding region runs from base 211 to 4044 and encodes 1277 amino acids. Gene Ontology annotation, biological process: gene silencing by siRNA-directed DNA methylation. Gene Ontology annotation, molecular function: ATP binding; ATP-dependent chromatin remodeler activity. The record is from RefSeq and is a predicted model, not a curated record. Lineage: Eukaryota; Viridiplantae; Streptophyta; Magnoliopsida; Myrtales; Myrtaceae. The transcript is spliced from 3 exons.